Messenger RNA from Spodoptera litura, 721 nucleotides. RefSeq names its product calexcitin-2. The record is from RefSeq and is a predicted model, not a curated record. Gene Ontology annotation, molecular function: calcium ion binding. NCBI's taxonomy places the organism in Eukaryota, Metazoa, Arthropoda, Insecta, Lepidoptera, Noctuidae.
CCGCGCACCACAUAUUUACCGGCGAAACAAGCAUCCAACAUGGUGUCCGACUUCAAAAAGAAGAAGUUCCUCCACGUGUUCAAAUCCUUCUUUGACACCGACGGCAGCGGCAACAUCGAGAAGGAUGACUUCCUGAUGGCCAUUGAAAGGAUAACCAAGACCAGAGGCUGGAAAGCAGGAGACGAGAAAUACAAAUUUGUUGAGGAGACUCUAUUGAAGAUCUGGGAUGGCAUCCAGAAGGUCGCUGAUGAGAACAAGGACGGACAGGUUAGCCAGGACGAGUGGAUCGCAAUGUGGGAAAAGUAUUCCAAGAACCCAUCUGAGGCGUUUGAGUGGCAGACCCUGUACUGCAAGUUCGCGUUCACUAUUGAAGACGCCAGCAACGACGGGUCCAUCGACAGCGAGGAGUUCUCCUCUGUGUACGCUUCCUUCGGCCUGGACAAAGAUGAGGCUGUGGCUGCCUUCAAGAAGAUGGCUAACGGUAAGUCUGAGGUCUCCUGGGCUGAGUUCCAGGACCUGUGGAAGGAGUACUUCUCAUCGGAAGAUGUGAACGCACCUGGCAACUACAUCUUCGGCAAAACUAGUUUCUAAGUAUUUAUUCGUUAAUUUAUGGUUUGUGACAAGUAUCGCCUGUAUUUGGACUGUUUUGAUAUCAUGUGAUCCAAUAACUUCGAGUGCAUUUAUUUAUGUAAGUAGCGAAUAAACUAAAUUAUAACAUAAA